GUGGGGGGAUGGAAAGGUGGGCGCAGGCGCUAUGUACGACACCCCGUACGUGCCGUCGCCUGGGUUGCCGCCGUUGCCGCCGUGGUCGUCGUCGUGGUCGUCGUCGUCGUCGUGGUCGUCGUGGUCGUGGUCGUCGUCGUCGUCGUCGUCGUCGAGAAAGACGUCGGCUUGUCGUGCCUCCUCUUAUCGUCGUAUUUUCAGUUCCGAUCAAACGCGCCGGCAACUGGUCUAACGCAAAUCCUGGGAAAGGAAAGGCAAGGAAAGCAAAGGAAAGGAAGGAAAAAAAAACGCGCGUGCCCUAGAACAAAAGUUCCUCCUGCGUCGACUCCUUCGGCAUUGCCGAAGUGACGUGAGGUUUUUCAGGUCGACCGAGGAGUGGGAAAGAGAGAGCACGCGGUAGCGCAACAGUGUCCAACGACCUUUCCCGAGGAAGCAUCGUUUGUUCGUAGAAUAAUUUUGUCGUUUCUUAACUUACGAAAUUAAUUGGAAUCAUUUCAAUUCGGAACAGAAGAAUAAGAAUAAGAAUAAUAAUAAUAAGAAUAAUAAUAAUAAUAAUCAGAAGAAGAAGAAGAAGAAGAAGAAGAAGAAUAUGCUCGACAAAGAAGAUAAGAGAGAAAGAAAGAUAGAAAGGAUUGCACUUUUUGCUGGUUUUUAGUAGUUGUCCGGGUUGACGAGGUGUGGUGCUUCGUGCUUUCGAGGGGAGGAGCGAGAGAGAAAUAGAGAGUUAGAGAGAGAGAGAGAGAGAGAGUAAGCGAGCUUUGCUAAGCGAGAGAAAGAUAGAAAGGUGUUUCCGUAAAGGUUUAAACAAAAGUGGAGUGGACGGUGGUAUAAAUAAAUCCAAAAAGAAUAAUAAGAAGAAUAAGACGAAAGGAGGAGGGGGGAGGGCGGAGGAGGAGAGAGAGAUGCGAAAGAAAGAGAGGUUUUGUAUAGUUGUUAGUUAAGUGGGAAUAAAGGGUUGUGGCCGGUGUUGUCGCAAGUGUGUGUCGAGGAACCCGAAUAGGGGGUUAGAACCGAUGUGGAUUUCGAGAAGAAUCAACGAGUCGGAGAAUCGUGGCAUCGCCGGUGGUCGGACGUGUUCUUCGUGGCGUACCGAGUGCCACAGAGGAUGAAGAAGAAGUAUAAAAAUAACUGUCCCUGAGAGAGGAUGAGCAGAAAUGCACAGCUGACCGGAUCACCCCGUGAAACGGGACAGUUCCUUUUCGUCGUAACGAUAUUAUUCUCGUAUUUCGAUCCACAUCUAUCGAUCUUGCUUUUAUAAUAUCGCGUGACAUACUAUAUAAUACAAUUAAAACAUCUAUAAAAGCAGAUAUUACUAUUACUACUACUACUACUACAACAACAACAACAAAAAGAUACAAAUAUACAUACGUAUAGAGAGACUCGCGCGCAUCCAACCAAUCACCACGUGCCUUUCUCGUCGUAAUCGUGGACGUUAACCUGGACCAUCGAGUCGUUACCCUCCCAUUUUCUUACUAAGAAAAAUCAUUUGAUCUAUCCUUUGGAUUUUUCCUCUACGUAUUAGAUGACUAAUGGAAGAAGAUACUUUCAAUAUUAUCUAUAAGAAUAAACAACCAAAUAAUAUCGCUAAAUAGUAAAGAAGAUUAACAAAAAAAAGCAAAAGGAAAAAAGAAAGACACGAAGAACAGUUUGGAAAAUAAACGUGUUCCGAAUAAAAAAGCUUUUAAUCUGAAAAUCUCGUGGAAAUGUCCGAACCAUGCGCUUCUUUUUCGAGGCUAUUACAGCGUACGUCUUCGGAUCGGCAAAAAACUAAAGUCGAGCCGACGAAGUCUAUUAUCAUCAAGAGGAAUAAUCAUCCUCUCGUAUUAUUAUUUUCUUCAAAUAAUCGAAAAGAUAAAGAUUAUCAUUUUGCGUAUUUUCAAAGUCGUAUACGAGGUAUUCCUCGAGACGGCUGCGUUUUGAUGUUUAUCUGUUAAGGAUCGGAUCGAAUUGAACAAAAAAAGAAAAAAAAAUGAUCGUACUUUCAAUUUUCGAUCAUGAAGAUUAUUAUUAAUCCGAGAAAGAUUGGGUGCCUGCCACGGGUGGAAUCGAAUAGAAAGAAAAUUCUUAUCUAAUUAUAUUGUUGUGGCAAAAUAUAAUAAUCUAAAAGAAUAAUCAUUAAUCAUCGAAAUAAUCGUGGAAAUUUGUUUACGAAUUCUAGGGUGUGGUGGUAUAGAUAUAUAUAACUGUAUAAAUAAAAUGUUUUCUCACUUACAUUAAAAGAUAUAAGAGAGAAGAAGAAGAAGGUCCUAAAAUUUAAACGAACGAUACAAAAUCCAAAAUAUUACGCACGUUGACCAAUAGACGAGAGCGGCGACCUUGUCCGAGUGUCCUUGCUUCGAAGGAAGGAUCAUAAGUCAGGAAAGACUUAGAUAGGUGGGAAUUCAUCCUGAGAUGCCUGUUAGACGAGGUCACGUGGCGCCAAGGACAACGAUCAUCGAGACCAUCAUUAGGAAGUUUGAUACUCACGAUCGAAGUUUUUUAGUGGCAAACGCUCAGCAAGGACUAUGCCACAUAAUCUAUUGCUCGGACGGUUUUUGCCGGCUGACAGGUUUUUCCAGGGCGGAAGUGAUGCAAAGACCGGCGGUCUGCGAAUUCCUUCACGGGCCGAUGACGUCCCCGCAUGCGGUCGCAGCACUUCGGGACGCUCUCGUUGCAGGCGUCGAGAAACAUUUCGAGAUCCUCUAUUACAGAAAGGAUGGAACCAAAUUCCUAUGCAGCGAGGUGAUAGCAUUGAUAAGGAGCGAGGUGGACGAUAUUUGUCUACAAAUCAUAAACUUCGAGGAUCUGAGCACUCAGCCACCUCCCCAAGCUGCGAUUCCACCACCCAGUCAAGCAAACAACAGGCUUGUAACGCGUUUCGACAGGGCAAGGGCAUCCUUUCGAGCUGGGCUAUCGAGAACCGGUGUCGUUGGUCCACCAAGGGUCAGAAAUCGGCCAAGAACAACAAGCAACUUGCCUCAUCGACUCGCAGAUGGAACAAUACUCGACGAGGACGCCUCUGAAAAUUGUCCUCUGACAUGUGGUUCACCAACUAUGAUGGAAUCUUGGGGUCCAGGGAGGAUAGGUACCCCACCACCCUCUUUGCCAGUACCACCAGCUGGAACCAACAAUGGCGGUGGUGGUGUUGGUGUUGGUGGUGUUGGUGCAACAUCAAUGACCAGUGCAAAUGUUGUAAAACCGAGUACAACAGCCCCCAUUGCAAGUCCCGAGGGUGUAAGUGACGUAAGUAUAAUAAAAAUAUUAUCCUUUGAAAACCACCCUUCCCCCUCUUCGAUAUUGCAUCACCAAUUAAAAAAAAUUAAACUAUAAUACUAUCUAAAAAUUGUUUCUUCCCUUUUUG
Molecule: messenger RNA, 3340 nt
Organism: Polistes canadensis
Lineage: Eukaryota; Metazoa; Arthropoda; Insecta; Hymenoptera; Vespidae
Product: potassium voltage-gated channel subfamily H member 6-like
Exons: 6
Coding region: 2392-3309 (305 amino acids)
Cellular component (GO): nucleus
Source: RefSeq, a predicted model, not a curated record